AUGGUUUGCAUAUUGGGAAUUGAAAGCAGUGCUAAUAAAGUUGGUGUUGGGAUUAUUCGUGAUGGCGAGGUAUUAUCAAACCCUCGGGCUACUUACCAUGCUCCAUUUGGUCAAGGAUUUCGACCACCCGAAACAGCAGCACAUCAUAGACAGAAUAUUGUUCGUAUUGUUAUUGAUGCUUUACAACAAGCAAAUAUUAAGGAUCCACAAAAUGAAAUUGAUGGAAUUGCUUACACAAAAGGACCAGGAAUGGGUGCUCCACUGCAAGUUGGUGCAACCGUAGCGCGUACAUUGUCGCAGUUGUGGUCAGUCCCACUUUAUCCAGUGAAUCACUGUAUCGGUCAUAUUGAAAUGGGACGUCUUAUCACGAAAGCGGAGAAUCCAGUGGUGCUGUAUGUUAGUGGAGGUAAUACACAGGUCAUCAGUUAUUCUAAUCAACGCUACAGAAUAUUUGGUGAAACAUUAGAUAUUGCUGUUGGUAAUUGCUUGGAUAGAUUUGCGCGAUUAGUGGAACUGCCAAAUGAUCCGUUUCCGGCUUACAAUCUGGAACAGCUUGCUUUGGAAGGGAAGAAACUUAUUGCUCUACCAUAUACAGUUAAAGGAAUGGAUUUAUCACUUUCCGGCAUGCUUUCCUAUGUCGAACGUAAAGGUUUGCAAAUGAUUCGAGCUGGUGAAUGUACUGCAGCUGAUCUUUGUUUUUCUUUGCAGGAAACAAUAUUUGCUAUGCUAGUGGAAAUCACAGAAAGAGCAAUGGCACAUUGUGGUAGUAACGAAGUAUUAGUCGUUGGUGGUGUUGGUUCCAAUAGGCGUCUCCAAACGAUGAUGUCAAUUAUGGCCGAACAACGGGGUGCGAAAUUGUUCGCGACAGAUGAAAGAUUUUGUAUUGAUAACGGUGCGAUGAUUGCCCAGGUUGGCUGGCAUAUGGCAAAUGCUAAAAUGAUAAUUGCUCUUGAAGAGUGUAGCACUACGCAGCGUUUUCGUACUGAUCAAGUUGAUGUCGUUUGGCGCAACUGA
This is a messenger RNA of Brugia malayi, 1014 nucleotides long. Its product is annotated as putative O-sialoglycoprotein endopeptidase, putative. Gene Ontology annotation, biological process: tRNA threonylcarbamoyladenosine modification. The coding region runs from base 1 to 1014 and encodes 337 amino acids. The transcript has 7 exons. NCBI's taxonomy places the organism in Eukaryota, Metazoa, Nematoda, Chromadorea, Rhabditida, Onchocercidae. Gene Ontology annotation, cellular component: cytoplasm; EKC/KEOPS complex. The record is from RefSeq and is a predicted model, not a curated record.